Molecule: messenger RNA, 1407 nt
Organism: Clonostachys solani
Lineage: Eukaryota; Fungi; Ascomycota; Sordariomycetes; Hypocreales; Bionectriaceae
Source: the annotation of a GenBank genome assembly
AUGACGCUUACAGGGUUGCCCGUUGAGCUCGUGCAUCAUGUCGCGUGGUACUGUGCACCGCACGACGUGCUUGCGUUGACCCAGACCUGUCGAUCGCUUCGGAACACAUACGACGAAAGUUUGUUCCGGCAGGCAUUCGAAUGCAAUAUUCCCCCAGUCUCGUCUCGAUCAAUUGCGAACAAGAAAGCCUUGGUGGCCUGUAUCACCGACCAAUUGAAAAGAAUUGCUCAGCGGCCUCGGCAGGACCAGGCUGAAUAUCACAGAGCAUGGUGGAAGCAUCUCGCCGUGGUCGCGUUCCACUUGAGCCUCCUCAGGGGUGAAAUGCUCGGACAAGUUUCAACAGUGACCUCAGAGAUGAGCGCAGAUAGCCUUGCCGGCACCGCCGAACUUUCAGAGAAGAUUAAACUUCUGAAAAGGACCAUGGGGCUUCUGGCUACGUCAGUGGUCUGGGGAUGUCUAUCGGUUUGCGACAAGGAUGUCAUGCGUGCCCUUGAUGAGCUCUGCGCCUGCACAUACUCUGAUAAAUCGGAGAAUGAAAUGGUUGAACAUCUAUUGAGCUCUUCACUUGGGUUGGAAACUUCAUUCUGCUCGGCCAUUUGUGCCAUACAAAAUUCCAGGGGACCAGAGCCCGAUCCCGAAGGCGAUGUGGAUGAGAACAGUGACUAUGAACAGGACCAAGUUCGCAUUGGUUUCACUAGGACUGCUGUGAGGCGCUACCUGGACACGUUUUUCGACAACAAUACCCACGGAAGUGUUCUUCCAACCAUGGCACUGCUGUUGUGCGCUGUAACUGCACGCAACUGUUUGCGGAAGAAGCCGAAGGUAGAGGAUGCACCGCCGCUCUCGGAGAAUAUCCCAUUCUUCUCCCGCGCGAGCAGCCAGGCAUUGCCCGACGAUCCAGCUACUGUGGCAACUAGCGGCCCAGUAGAAAGCAUGCCCUUGCCCAUGGUCACCACGGUAUUCAAGGACGAGCAGGGCCCCUCUUACUCUCUACCAGCUACCUGUUGCUGGGAGCUUUGGUACAAGGCACGUAUUAGAGCUCUGAUCGAUGAUAUAGACUCAUGCGAAUGGGAAGGAUCGUAUACAUAUGGGUUAAAGAGCCGGUCUCGUGUGGACCCGUUGAUGAGGCAAAUUCGGUUCCAGAAAUUGUCCGAAUCAGACCAUCGAAUCGAAAUAGUAGCAUCGGGAUGCAAAGAUGGGGUUGGGAAUUUCAGGUUGGAAGGGUCCGUGGAUCUGGAGACCUGUGGUGUCGUGAUCCAGAAGAGAUACGCUGGCCGCCAUGGUUUCCAAUGGAGAGGCGCAGUAACCCCACUGGGAAUCUCAGGGUGUUAUUUAUCAAACUGGGACGAGAAUCUUCCGUUGGGAGCAUUUUGGCUGUGGAGACGUGAUUGGAAAAGUGGCAUUUGA